GGAUUCCAUUCUCUUCCAUUCCAGACUAGAAGCAGAAGCAGUUGAGAGGUUUCAAUUUGUUUGAUUCGAUGGGGACCAGGUCUCAGCAACCAAACCCAGCAGCAGCUGACGACGAUGACGACAUGCGCGGCGGUCAGUCCGUCUCCAUGAGCGGCAGCAUGGGCUCGCCGUCCAGCCGCAGCGAGCAGACCGCCACACCCGCCGGCGACUCUCUCCGAUUGAAUCAUCCCGACGUUAACGGCGACGAUGCCGGCACCGCUGGAAAGAAGAAGAAGAGAGGCCAACGAGCUGCAGGAGGCGAUAAGAAUGGAAGAGGACUGCGCCAGUUUAGCAUGAAAGUUUGCGAGAAAGUGGAGAGCAAGGGAAGAACUACUUAUAAUGAGGUUGCAGAUGAACUUGUAGCAGAGUUUUCGGACCCUAUCAAUGGUGUUGCAUCCCCUGAUCAGCAACAAUACGAUGAGAAGAACAUCAGGCGAAGGGUAUAUGAUGCCCUCAAUGUUCUAAUGGCAAUGGAUAUUAUAUCCAAGGAUAAAAAGGAGAUACAAUGGAAGGGUCUGCCUCGUACCAGCCUGAAUGAUAUUGAAGAACUGAAGACAGAGCGCUUAGGACUAAGGAGUAGGAUUGAAAAGAAAGCUGUCUAUCUGCAAGAACUAGAGGAACAGUAUGUAGGUCUUCAAAACCUGAUACAACGAAAUGAGCAAUUAUACUGCUCUGGAGAUGCUCCCAGUGGGGGUGUGUCUUUACCUUUCAUUCUUGUGCAGACUCGCCCUCAUGCAACUGUUGAGGUGGAAAUAUCAGAGGAUAUGCAACUGGUACAUUUUGACUUCAAUAGCACCCCAUUUGAGCUCCAUGAUGAUAACUAUGUGUUGAAGGCAAUGAAAUUCUGUGAUAGGCCACAGGCUGAUGAUGGAGGUGAAGGGUCUAGCAUGUCAGCCAUGUAUCAACAGCACAUUCCUCCACAGAUCCCUCUUCCUCCAAUGGUGAACACACCUCUCAGGACUCCCACCUCGCCACCUCUUCCAGGAAUAAUAAAAGCCCGCGUGAAGCACGAGCACUGAUAACCAACUGCAAGCUUAUUUAUCAGGCCAUGGGCAAUGAUAUUAGCAUCUGUAUAUUGUGGAGAGUAUUUUGCAGGAAACGAAUAGGUCCAUGUCAGUCUGUGAUCUCAUUAGAACCAGUAGUAGUUUAGGUUACAGCAGAUGAGUUGUCCGGGAGGGUUGGCCCUGGCAUUCUUUGCUCUCAACGCCCCCUGUUCCGCUAUUGUAAUCUGUUUCCUCCAAUUCUUUUUAAUUUAUGCUGUUUCUAGGCUCAGCUUUGUACUAGAAAUCAAGGUUUGCAAAAUGUAGUCUGUAGAGGAGUAUCCAGCUACAAAUAGAAUCAAAGAAUGAAUUCGACA
Fragaria vesca subsp. vesca is the source of this 1396-nucleotide messenger RNA. Its product is annotated as transcription factor-like protein DPB-like. The coding region runs from base 69 to 1058 and encodes 329 amino acids. Gene Ontology annotation, biological process: regulation of cell cycle; regulation of transcription by RNA polymerase II. The record is from RefSeq and is a predicted model, not a curated record. Gene Ontology annotation, cellular component: nucleus; transcription regulator complex. Gene Ontology annotation, molecular function: RNA polymerase II transcription regulatory region sequence-specific DNA binding; DNA-binding transcription factor activity, RNA polymerase II-specific. The transcript is spliced from 10 exons. Lineage: Eukaryota; Viridiplantae; Streptophyta; Magnoliopsida; Rosales; Rosaceae.